AUGGUGGCUCGAUGUGGUUUGAUUGGAAUGUCCCCGCAAAUAAUCACAGACAUUGAAACCGCAAAGCUGGAAUAUUUGAAAAAUUCAAAAACUGGAACAAAAAAAGAAAAAUUCUUGGAUAUUCUGUCACUAAUUAAUAACAUUGUGAACUGCAAAAAAACUGAAAAAAUUCCGUGUUACGUAAGUAUUGAUGACAAAAAGGUGCCGUCGCAUGUGGUAAUGUUGCAAUUCAAUUUCAACAUAAUAUUUUCCAAAUUGCAUCACAUAGAAACUACUCUAAACAAUUCUACCAACAAAGCUUCAAAUGAGAGUUUGCACAGUCAAAAUAAUGCAAACAUGUUCGACAAGUAUAAUGAAAAUCAACUACUAAAUAAAACAAACAUAAAGACAGGUGAACCUCCACCUCCUAGUAGUAACAGCUCAAAUUUAAAUAAAUUGCAUUGGGCAGAUGCAGUUAGAUCUCUACCAAGAACCCCUCAACCUACACCUCCUUGGCAUUCAGCUGGUGGGAGAAAUGCGAACAUAGAUGUCUUUGAGCAAGAGAUGGUGAACAGCGGACAAUUCACUGUUGUGGGUCAGUCAAAAAAUAAAGCCAACACAGUCAAACAACAAAUCAAAAAAAUUAUAGGCAAAAAAAUUACUGAAAAUUGUAAACUUAAAGCUGAAAAACUACUAGUAAACAAAACUGUCUACUCAAUGAGUAAUGUUCAGAACAGAUGUUGA
Helobdella robusta is the source of this 723-nucleotide messenger RNA. RefSeq lists its product as hypothetical. The record is from RefSeq and is a predicted model, not a curated record. The transcript has 2 exons. Lineage: Eukaryota; Metazoa; Annelida; Clitellata; Rhynchobdellida; Glossiphoniidae. Bases 1 to 723 code for a protein of 240 amino acids.